This is a messenger RNA of Bactrocera tryoni, 831 nucleotides long. RefSeq lists its product as uncharacterized. NCBI's taxonomy places the organism in Eukaryota, Metazoa, Arthropoda, Insecta, Diptera, Tephritidae. The transcript has a single exon. The record is from RefSeq and is a predicted model, not a curated record. Bases 128 to 538 code for a protein of 136 amino acids.
CAGAACCCUGUGAGAAAAAUGACAAUUAUAUAUUAUAGGUACACAAAUUGUAUCUAUAGAUUUAAAUUUAAAUUAUAAAAAUUCAAAUUGUUCAAUAACAAUUAACAAAAACAUAUACAUAUAUAAAAUGAAAACUAUUAUUGCUCCAGAAGUUGAUAUGCUGAUUGUUUCACGCAGUUCCAGAAAUUCCAGAAAAUCUAUCAUGAAUUUUGCACCUAAAAUUGGGCUAACUAUGGUUAAUUAUGCCAAAUUAGAUAACAUUGAUAAUUUCUACCUUGAUUGCCAAGAAUUUAGAGACUACUACCGUGAUCCAUAUAAUAAAAUUUCUAGACCGGAAGCAUUUAAGAAACAUUAUGGAAAAUGUGGACGAAGAGAAAUUGAUAAAAAUACGGUUUCAUUAAGUUUGCCGCCAACUUGGGUCCAUGAGAAACAACCUGUAGUAUAUCCCUUAAAAUAUGACAGGAAGUUACGAUUGAAUGAAGGCAUAAUAUUAGGUGGGCAAUACGACCGCAUAUCUUGUAUCAAAUACAAACGUUGAAAAAUAAAUAUAAUAAAUAAAGCAGGUAUGAAACAUGCUUCAUUUUAGAGCAUAAAUAAGUUAAAUCAGAAUUUAAUAUUUAGAAAUGUAAAGGCAUAAUCGAUAAUAUGUAUAUGCGAGGGUUUAGUCAUCACUUUGCCUAUAUAUGUAUACCAUCCUUAUGAAGCAGUUGAUGUUUAAAGAGAGGCACGGGAACUGCGGCUUCAUAGUUUUGCAUAAAACGACGAGUGAUGUCACUUGAUGCCACACACCCAAUCUUUCUGCCAAAUUUGUUAGUAAGCGAAUUAAGUUAU